Episyrphus balteatus (marmalade hoverfly) is the source of this 2542-nucleotide messenger RNA. Its product is annotated as ATP-dependent RNA helicase p62-like. The transcript is spliced from 3 exons. Gene Ontology annotation, molecular function: RNA helicase activity; ATP binding; RNA binding. The record is from RefSeq and is a predicted model, not a curated record. Lineage: Eukaryota; Metazoa; Arthropoda; Insecta; Diptera; Syrphidae. Bases 215 to 2236 code for a protein of 673 amino acids. Gene Ontology annotation, cellular component: ribonucleoprotein complex; nucleus; cytoplasm.
CAAAAAAUGCCAAAAUGGCUAUUUCUUUUUCUGUUUCUGUUUUUAUAUAGGAAAAAUUUUACAAUCAGCAAAAAUCUUUGAAAGAAAAUCAAAAUUUCUAUUGGAAAUAAUUCAUCAAAAUUAAUAAGAUUGGUGUUCACGUAGAUUUCUGGUUUAAAAACAUUUUAUCAGACUGUCGGUCUAAUAAAAGCUACACAAAAAAUUUGUAACAUUUAUGCCUCCUCAGAGGAAUAUGAGUCGAGGUGGUGGUUCUGGUAAUGGUGGCCCUAGAGGCGGAUUUGGUGGUGGUGGUGGACGUGAUGGCGGUGGAAGAAAUGGUGACUUUGGGGGCGGCGGACGAGGAGGAGGCGGUGGAGGAGGAGGAGGAGGUGGCUUCGGCGGCGGUGGUGGCGGAGGCGGCUUCCGUAAUCGCAACGACGAUCGCGGAGGAAACCGUGGUGGAAACCGAAGUUUCAACAGAAGCGGUGGAAGUGGUGGCGGCGGAGGAUUUGGCGGAGAUAGACGCGGUGUCCGCACUGGACGCGUCGAGAAGUUUGGAGGUCGCGGCGAAAGAAGAUCAAGUCGCCAAAAUGAUUUCGAGCCAAUUGAUUGGUCAGCGGUCGAUUUGCCACCUUUCCAAAAGGAUCUCUACAAAGAACACCCCAAGACCAAAAACCGCCCACUUCAUGAAGUUGAAAAAUACCGAGCUGAUAACGAAAUUACCCUCAAAGGACCAGCUCCAAAUCCAAUUCAAUAUUUCGACGAAGCCUGUUUCCCCGAUUAUUGUAUGAACGAAAUUCGUAGAAGCAAUUACACAGCACCAACAGCUAUCCAGGCACAAGGCUGGCCGAUAGCUAUGAGUGGAUUUAAUAUGGUUGGUAUUGCAAAAACAGGUUCUGGCAAAACACUUGCCUUUAUUCUGCCAGCAAUUGUUCAUAUCAACGCUCAACCGCCCCUCCAACGUGGAGAUGGUCCAAUUGCUCUUGUACUUGCACCAACCCGUGAACUUGCCCAGCAAAUACAAUCCGUUGCCAAUGAGUUUGGCUCUACCGCCUAUGUGAGGAACACAUGCAUCUUUGGCGGAGCUCCUAAACAAAAACAAGCCUACGAUCUUGAGCGAGGUGUGGAAAUUGUUAUUGCCACUCCUGGGCGUCUUAUUGAUUUCCUUCUCACCGGAACAACUAAUUUACGUCGUUGCACGUAUCUGGUUUUGGAUGAAGCCGAUCGCAUGCUUGACAUGGGUUUCGAGCCACAAAUUAGAAAAAUCAUGAGUCAAAUUCGACCGGAUCGACAGAUUCUAAUGUGGAGUGCCACUUGGCCAAGAGAAGUGCGCCAAUUGGCGGAAGAUUUCCUUUGCGAUUAUAUUCAAAUCAAUAUUGGCUCUUUGGAGCUCUCUGCGAACCAUAACAUUCGACAACAUGUUGAAAUUUGUCAAGAAUCGGAAAAGGGUACCAAGCUGAAGCAACUUCUAUCCAAUAUCUACGAUGCUCCAAAUGAUCCUGGAAAGAUUAUUAUUUUUGUGGCAACGAAGAAGAAGGUUGACGAGCUUUUUAGAUAUAUUGGAGGUUUUGGAGUGCGCUGUGGCGCUAUACAUGGUGAUAAAUCACAAUCGGAACGUGAUAACGUUCUUGGUGAAUUCCGACAUGGAAGAACAAACAUACUAGUGGCCACCGAUGUUGCUGCGCGCGGUCUAGAUGUGGACGGGAUUAAGUUUGUCAUCAAUUUUGAUUAUCCACAAUCGUCGGAGGAUUAUAUUCAUCGUAUAGGACGAACGGGCCGGAAACAUUCCAGCGGUACAUCGUAUGCCUUUUUCACCAAAAAGAAUGUAAAAAACGCUCGAGGAUUGAUUGAUGUUUUGAGAGAAGCAAAUCAAGAUAUCAAUCCACAACUGGAACAAUUGGCCAGAUCUGGAGGCGGAGGUGGUGGUUUCGGUGGAGAUAGAAAGAGAUUUGGCGGAGGUGGAGGUGGUCGAGGCAAUAGUGGAGGCGGUGGCGGAGGUGGAAGAGGCUUCGGCGGUGGUGGCGGUGGAGGAUCUAGAUUUGGUGGUGGUGGCCAGAGAAGUGAAAAUGGAGGUGGAAACAGAUUUACAGGAGGCGGUGGCGGGGGAGGUUUUGGAGGUGGCGGUGGUGGAGGAAUGAAUCGAGGUUUCAAUGGCGGCCAAAAUGGUGGCAACAUGAAUGGAGGACGAUUUAAUGGCGGUGGUGGCAAUAAUGGAGGAUUCGACGGAUCUCGGAGAAACUUUCCCUCAAGAAACUAGUAUGAUUAAAUAAUUUAAAAAAACUAUAAUUUUUGUUUUCUCUCAAUUUUUCUCAUAAAACAACCCUCGUGCUAAGGCCCGAAAUUAUCCAAAAAUACCUAAUUAUUAUUUUCAAUUUUGAAUAAGUUUAUAUUCUUCCCAAUAUGUAUUUUAAUUUUUUAAAUGAAUCAAAAUAUUAUUAAAAAAGAAAAACAAAACUUCCGUAAUAUGAACAGAGUUUCAUGUUUUCCAUCUAAAAUCUAAGUUAUAUGAUUCAAUAAAGAAAUUAAUAAAAAAAAAUGUUAUACAUUUUGUGAUUUUAUUUUA